UCUUUAAUGUACGACUGAAAAAGAGUUAGAUGACACAAAAAGUGAAAAUUUGAUCUAGGUACACACCAAGGAAAAAUAUUUCAUAUUAAAUGAAGGUUUCCAGGCGAGCCAUUAUCUUCCCUAGAAGAAGGCCAUAAAUGAACUUCCAUGCAUCUAAUUUAUCAUAUUUGAACUUAAAAGUCCUGUUUCUGGUCUCUUGGGUGCACCGGAAGGCUAAAUUUGAAACACAAGGUUGUUGCAGGCACAUUGUUGCAGGCACAUGCCUCCACGCCCAAGGCAGCAGCAUCGGGCGCCACCUUCAUCAGGGUCAUAAUUUCAUCAACCAAGGGCAAUGGUAACAACUAGAAGCAUGCCGCCACCACCAGGUUUGGGAGGCAUGGGAAUGCCACCAUCAUCAUCCUAUACGGAACGGGAGAAGGCACAAGAAGAGGUAAAAAGAAAUAUUGUUGAGUAUAGAGCCUUUUUGGAGUCUUGUAAUUUCAUAAAGGCAAAUACUCAAUGGAGGAAAGUUCAAGAUAGGCUGGAGGAUGAUGAGAGAUGCUCAAGACUGGAUAAAACAGAUCGGAUGGAGAUUUUCCAGGAGUAUAUACAUGAUUUGGAGAAGGAAGAAGGACAAAAAAUUCAAAAGGAACAAUUGCGAAAAAAGGAACGUAAAAAUCGGGAUGAAUUUCGAAGAUUAAUGGAGGAUCAUAAGGCCACUGGCCUGCUUACAGCAAAGACAUUGUGGCUUGAUUACUGUGCCAAGGUCAAGGACCAUUCUGCUUAUCUAGCCUUGGCUUCAAACACAUCUGGUUCACCGCCCAAGGAUUUGUUUGAAGAUGUUGCGGAAGAGAUGAAAAAGCAGUAUCAGGAGGACAAAGCAAACAUAAAAGAUGCUUUGAAGGCAGGAAAGUUCAUAGUAACAUCAGCAUGGACUCUUGACAAGUUCAAAACCUCCAUUGGUGAAGUAUAUGAUUUGGUUGCUGCAUCUAAAACAAAUCUUAAGCUUGUGUUUGAAGAAGAGCUUGAACAAGCAAAGGAAAAGGAAGAGAAAGAAGCGAAAAAGAGGCAAAGGGUAGCAGAUGAUUUCAAGGAUUUGCUUUAUUCUGUGAAGGAAAUUGUUGCUUCCUCAAAAUGGGAGGAUUGUAUACCUUUGCUCAAAGAUGCCCAAGUGUACAGGGCAAUUAGUGAUGAAAGCUUCUGUCGAGAGAUAUUUGAUGAGUACAUUGCACAUCUUCAAGAAAAGGUUAAGGAAGAGAAAUGCAAACGAGAUGAAAAGGUUAAGGAAAAGAAACGCAAACGAGAUGAAAAGGAGGAGCUACGCGUGUUGCAGUUACGUGAGCGACAUCCUGUGACACAGGGGUUGCGGGAUCGAUUGACACAGGCGGAGAUAGACUGCAUUGCCGCGACUGGUCUAUAUGAGGUGAUGCACAUGCCCGUGAUUCGUAUGAAUCACGGAUUGAUUACAGCAUUAGCAGAGCGGUGGCACAGCGAGACGUGCACCUUCCAUCUGGCGCAGGGGGAGAUGACAGUGACCUUAGAGGAUGUGUGGCGCAUCCUACGGAUUCCGAUUCGGGGGGAGCUAGUCACAUAUGACAGAUCCUGGGGGACUCUUGCAGUGCAGAGGAUUUUUGAUGAGGACGUUUUUAUUGAUGAUGGCUCCGUUGCUUGGGAGGAGAUAGCGGCGUUAUAUGAGCCGCUUCCAGCAGUUUUGUCAGGUAUUGUGGGAGGACUUCUUUGUCCAGACAGACGAUCACAUGGUUUGGUCGUCGGAUGGGGACAGGUUAUCGAGAUGAUGAUGACUGAGGGGACCCGAUUUGCGUGGGGGCCGUGCGUGCUGGCGCACCUAUACCAGGAGCUCCAUGAGGUGGUUUACCGGGGGAGGGGUUCCUUAGCAGUGGGCGUGACGCUGCUGCAUAUUUGGGCUUGGGAGCACCUACCAGUGACUCGACCGGUGAGUCUGAGAUUCCGAGCAGUAGAUCAGCCGUACAUGUUUAUGUAUAGUGACAUGAUGAGUCAGCCCCACCUGGGGAAGUUAGAGUGGUGGCGGCGGGCAUUAGAUGAUCUGGAUGCAGUUAUAUGGUGGCCAUAUUUAGAGUGUGAGCCAUGGGAUGAUGAUGCAGAGGCACUGCCUUACGUUUUUAUGACCCGAUUCCUCAUUGGGAGAACCGCAUACCAUGUGGAGAGACAGGUGCCUGGGAGAGUGCUAAGACAGUUUGGGCGGCAGCAGGGAUUGCCCAGUGGAUCAGGAGAAUAUGCUCGAGUUAUUCGUGAUAGGUAUGCAUGGGGGCCAGUGCUACCAUAUGAUCAGGCAUUGGCAGAGUUCCAGACAUUGCAGGCGAGACCGUGGGAUAUACGACCGAGGGUCGUGGAUGCAGGUGUUACAAAUGAGUACACGCAGUACCGGGCAACGCACCCGAUUUUACGAAUCUCUGAUCCAGUAGAGCCGAUCCCAGAUUUUGAGGAUGAGAGGGGAUGGAGACGGAGGAGGGCAGGGGGUCGAGGAUCGAGGGCAGGUGGAGGAGAUGGAGGAGGAGGUGGAGGAGGUGGUGGUGGAUUGGGGAUGUGGAGUCAGCGGAGAGGGAGAGGUGGACUGCCUCUACAGAUAUCACAGGGACCAUUGAUACAGGGAGGAGUUCAGCUGAGUGGGAGGGGGAUGGAGAGGGAGAUCCCGAUGGACAGAGGGGAGGGUGCUACUGGAGAGGGUGGUGUAGGGGAGGCAGCUAUGGAUACUGGAGAGGGAGCCACUGAAGAUCUGCGAGAUCAUAUGAUAGUACGUUUGCAGACUCAGAUAGAGGAUUUGGAGGCGGAGGUGGCAGCUAGAGAUGUGCAGCUCUUUGCACGGGAGUCAGAGUUGGCGGUGGUGCUGCGAGAGAGGGAUAGUGCAGUGGAGAGAUUUGCAGAGCUGCAGGAGAGAGUGCGGGUUGGAGUAGGAGCACAGGGGCCUAUGGGGGAGGUGAUGAGGGAGAUGCGACGAGCACAGACAGAGAUAGACUACUGGCGGGGUUUAUAUGAGCAGGUGGUGCCAGUUAGUCAGCGAGCUCUCAGUUAUUCGCAGAUGCGGCAGGCUAGAUCGAAGCGAUCGUAGAGGGUGUAGAGCAGUGGGGAUGUGAUGGGUCUGUUGCAGAGGGAGAGAUCAGGGGAUGCAGGAGGGAGUGGUGGUUCGAUGAGGCCUCCAUGGAGAGAUGGAUCAGGUGGUGCGAGCACCAGUGGGAGAGCAGGUGGAGAUGGAGGUGGUGGUACAGUAUCUGGCCAGAGUGGCAUUUGAGAGAGCAUUUUUGCAUAUAUGUAUUGUAUCAUUGUCUAUUUUUUGGACUGUAUCUUGGAUGGCUCUUGGUAGCCGAUUUUGUAGACUUCAUUGUACUCUGAUAUAUGAGAUGAUAUAUAUGAG
This is a messenger RNA of Cryptomeria japonica (Japanese cedar), 3370 nucleotides long. RefSeq lists its product as uncharacterized. Gene Ontology annotation, cellular component: U2-type prespliceosome; U1 snRNP. Gene Ontology annotation, biological process: mRNA cis splicing, via spliceosome. The coding region runs from base 332 to 3067 and encodes 911 amino acids. Gene Ontology annotation, molecular function: RNA binding. NCBI's taxonomy places the organism in Eukaryota, Viridiplantae, Streptophyta, Pinopsida, Cupressales, Cupressaceae. The transcript is spliced from 13 exons. The record is from RefSeq and is a predicted model, not a curated record.